Molecule: messenger RNA, 855 nt
Organism: Saccostrea echinata
Lineage: Eukaryota; Metazoa; Mollusca; Bivalvia; Ostreida; Ostreidae
Exons: 5
Coding region: 18-590 (190 amino acids)
Source: RefSeq, a predicted model, not a curated record
AUUUAAAUUUUUUAAAUAUGGACCUACUGAUCGAGUGUAUUUCAAUAUUUGGAACAAUUCUGCUUUUUUCGGUUGAAGAUUGUUUUAGCGCGAGAUACCAUCAGCUUUACUAUACAUAUCGUAACAAUGAUGAAAGUUCUGAUAGCUGGAUCGCUGGAGCUGUAGUUGGUGGAAUAUUUGGAUUCAUUGUGUUAAUUACUAUUACCUACAUAUGCUGCCAGGCUAAUGGCUGCUGCAAAACGGUUAAACCGCAGCAUCGCCAAAGAGCCAUAGUACCUGUCGCUCACGCAUACGCCACUACCAUAAAUGUUCAGUCUAGACCUGGAAGUGAAAUCUCCAGAAAUCAAAUUCGUCUCAACACAGAGGAUCUUGUCAUAAACAACAGUGCAGAAUUCUUCAGAAAUAAUGCACCUUUGGAUUCAUCGACUAAUAGACACCAUCGACCUAUAAACGAACCACCCCCAACACUACCGGGUUAUCGACCGCAGAUAACAGUAGUCCGGGAACUUUCCGAGGACCGCCUUUUAUCGCCACCUCCUCCAUAUACAGAAUUGGACAUAACAAACGCACAGAGGACUUUAAGCUCCUAACUGAGCAGUGUCAAAAAUCAUACCUGGUGUAUUUUCAUGGUGCUCGAUUCGAUAUCUUUAUUUUAUCGAAUUUAUCCUUAUAAUAUGAUUUAAUGUUGAACCUUUUACUAUGUUUAUUAUAUUCUCAUGUACACUGUAUAUAGAUUUGCUUCUUCUCGUUGAACGAGACUGUCGUGAGAUAUUUUGAUUAUGUACUGUUAAAUCACCUUGUUAUUUGUGAUAAUCUUGGGAUUUUUCUACAGAAUAAAGAAAUACAAGGAAACAA